AUGGUUGGAGAGGCACAGACUACCAAAGGGCGUGCGUUGCUGCGUUGCUGCGUAGCAGCUCAAAACCUGUCAAGAGGCCAUUCCCCAGAGGACGUCAUGGAAACUUUAAGCCUGGAGCUGCCAUUGAAGGAUCCCAUCGGCGAAGGCACCAGCGGAGUGGUGUACCCAUUGAAGACGGACGAUGCAUUCGGCCGAUACGUGGUGAAGCGGAUGAAGAAGACCCAGGAUCAAGAGGUCUUCGCUGAAGAAGUUCGGUUGCUGAAGCUCGUCUCUGCCGAGUGUCACCACCUCCUGCGCUUCGGCUUCGCCUUUCGGACGCCGAGCGACGAGCUGGUGAUGAUUACAGAGGCCUGUGACGCCACCCUUUGGGAUGCCUUAACGGGUGCCACCACCUGGCGGACAACAGCCUUGGCUCCUUUAGGGUUCACUGAGAGGCAUACAUGGAGUGCACAACUGUGUGCCGCAGUUUGUCAUUGUCAUAGCCUUGGAGUACUUCAUCGGGACAUCAAUCCAUGGAAUGCGCUGCUCAUACAGGAGAGCGGCACCUGGAAUUUGCGCCUGGGCGACUUUGGCCUCGCGGUGCCGUGUAGCGGCGACUUGCAGGGCAUCGAGGCGCCGGGCGUCGCGCCGCUGGACGCCUCCGCACUCACGUCGCUCUACUCGGCCCCGGAGCUUGGGAAGCGCUAUGGAUAUCCAGCUGACGUUUUCAGCUUAGGGAUGACUUUGUUGGCGCUCUGGACAGAGCGGGGGGAGGAUGAUUGGCAUGUGAAGAUUGGGGCUGUGGCAUCGGAGCAAGGCCAAUGGGCUUUCCAGCGCUUUGGGCAUGUGGUGGUCGUUGUGGGGGACAAGGUGGCUUGCGGGAGAGCCCUGGAGUUCGUGACCGUGGCAGGUGGCUCAUUGGCUCGACGGUGGCUGGCAGACCGAGCGAAGAUCCGUGCCCCCAUCGCGGACGCGCUGAAGGUUCGGCAGCCUCAGGCCAUGUCGGUGCCCAAGGAUAUGGCGAACUUCGACGAUGCCGACAUGGCCAUUCUACACAACCUGGGCAUCGAGACCGAUGCUGUGAUCCACAAUGCACGCCCUGGGACCUUGUACGAUGAGGCCUUGCGUUACGAGAAGGGCUCGGCGAUUUUGUCCACUGGAGCUCUGGCGGCCUACAGCGGCGCCAAGACAGGGCGCUCGCCCAUGGACAAGCGCGUGGUAGAGGAGCCUUCCACGAUUGAUGACGUGUGGUGGGGCACGGUGAACAUGGGACUUUCAGAGAAGAGCUUCAGCAUUAAUCGGGAGCGAGCAAUCGACUACCUGAACACUCGCCCCAGGCUGUAUGUGUUGGAUGGUUUCGCUGGAUGGGAUCCUGAAUACCGCUACAAGAUCCGAGUGAUUACGAGCCGGGCCUACCAUGCCCUUUUCAUGCACAACAUGCUGAUCCGCCCCACUGCGGAAGAGCUGGCAAACUUUGGAGAGCCCGACUACACCAUCUACAACGCAGGUGCUUUCCCUGCCAACCGCGCCACCGACGGCAUGACAAGCGGCACGUCUGUGUCUUUGAACUUCGCGACCAAAGAGGUGGUGAUCCUCGGCUCGCAGUACGCUGGUGAGAUGAAGAAAGGUGUUUUCACCAUCAUGAACUACCUUCUGCCGAAGCAGGGCAUUCUCAGCAUGCACGCCAGUGCAAACGAGGGCGAGGACGGCGACGUCACGGUCUUCUUCGGCCUCAGUGGCACCGGAAAGACCACGCUGUCCGCCGACGAGAACCGAAAGCUCAUCGGAGACGACGAGCACGCCUGGACGGACAAGGGUGUGUUCAACAUCGAAGGAGGCUGCUAUGCGAAGGCGAUUGGCCUCACCAGGGAGAAGGAGCCGGAGAUUUGGGAUGCCAUUCGCUUUGGUGCGCUCUUGGAGAACGUGGUCUUCGACCAACGCACCGGUGAAGUCGACUACAACGACAGCAGCAUCACCGAGAACACCCGGGUCUCGUAUCCACUGGAGUACAUCCCCAACGUCAAGAUUCCUGCGGUGGGCGGUCAUCCUAAGAACAUCAUUAUGCUCACAUGCGACGCCUUUGGCGUGCUUCCGCCCGUGUCCAAGCUCACGCCCUCACAGGCCAUGUAUCACUUCAUCUCAGGCUACACUGCUAAGGUCGCUGGUACUGAGAUGGGCAUCAGUGAGCCGACCGCGACCUUCUCCGCUUGCUUUGGAGCUCCUUUUAUGGUGUGGCACCCGGCCAAGUAUGCUGAACUGCUGGCAGAGAAGAUGGCCAAGCACAACGUGAACGCUUGGUUGAUCAACACUGGCUGGACCGGAGGUGCCUUUGGCUCUGGCCACCGCAUGAGCCUCAAGGACACCCGCGCCAUCAUCGAUGCCAUCCACUCCGGGGAUUUGGCCAAGGCGGAGUACGAGAACUUCCCCAGGUUUAAUUUGCAAGUGCCCAAGACCUGCCCCAACGUGGAUGCCAAGAUCUUGAUGCCGAACAAGACCUGGUCAGAUCAAGCUGAAUUCGAGAAGAUGUCGGCCAAGUUGUCGGGGCUCUUCAAGGAGAACUUCACCAAGUUCCAAGAAGGGUGCUCUGAAGACAUCAGGGCAGCCGAGAUCAUCCAGCUCAUAGAGCAGGUGAAGCAAAGCUGCUUGAAACAUGAGCUAGUGCUGCUUCCGGUGCUGAUUCCGGAGCUUCAGGUAGAGACCGAAGCUCGCUGGGCCCUGCAGCGCUCUUUAUGGGACAAACCCUGGUUGCGCGGAGUGGCUCAGUCCCUUCUGAGCGCCUUCCAGGGCGAAGUAGACCUUGAGGCAGCUUCAGCUAAAGGCGAGCAGCGGAAGCUGCAGAAGCUCUUAAAGAGACACACCUUGCAGCUGAGUCUUGAGGAGAUGAAAGAAAUUCUGAAAGCCUUGGAUAAAGGCAUCAGCGAUGAGAUGGUUGACUUGGUGUUUGGUGCAUUGAGUACCUCAAAGGGUACUGUGGACAUCGAUACACUUCUUCAAUGGCUGUUCCAAGAUCAGCUCCUAUAG
Molecule: messenger RNA, 3000 nt
Organism: Durusdinium trenchii
Lineage: Eukaryota; Dinophyceae; Suessiales; Symbiodiniaceae
Source: the annotation of a GenBank genome assembly